CAGCCUAUUGCCCAUUCCAGAAUCUCCCCUCGCCUCACCCAGGCGCUUUGUCUCUGUUAGUCACGCGGGCACUCGGUCCCCAGGGCAGGAGAAUGCUUAUAAAGGCCAAGGGAGCCAGCCCCCUUUUCUCCCACUGAGAACUCUCCUCAUGCAACCGAGGGCCAUCCCCAUUGCCCAAGCCUUGCCCUUCUCCCUCAGCCAGGCCCUUCAUGAUGCUGGGCUCCGCCUGCCUCUCACCAAGAUGGGCACAAGCUGGGGAGUACUCCAGCGAUUCCUGAAGGAGGCGGCUUAUAUCCUCCUCUGCUGCUGGUGUAUUAAGGAGCUGCUAGACUAGCCCAGCGCCUCCUUCAUCUCCAAGAUUCCUUGUGUCCUUUGUGCUUACCUGAGGGUACCAAUAAAUGAGUGACGUUCAGUGCCUGCUAAGAGCCGUGGGCUUCCAGUCUCUCCACUCUGAAGCCAUUUGAUUUCUAGCGCCUCUGGACAAUCGGAGCCAUUUCCCUGCAGAAGCAGGAUCUCAGUGAGCUGGUAUGGGGGAGGGUAAGGUGGAAGUUCAUGGGAACAAGGAGGUAGGAAAUAUACUGUCCUAUGCCUUUUGUUUGUUUUGGGGUUUUGGUGGGGGGUUUUCUGUUGAGGAAACAUGGUCCUUGAUAAAAUGGGAGGGCACCAGUGAUGUACUAUUAGGGGGCUCCUCCUUCUCUAUCAUUGCUACUAUAUUCAAAAAUUUCUCUAUCUCAGAUACAGCACAUAUCACCUUCCUAUACAAAACUGCCAGGGAUAGAACGUUUCUCCCUCAGGACUUUGGAUUUCAUUAUCCUCUCAAAAUGUAGAAAAAAAGGGAUAGAACCCCAAUCCUGAUCCUCGGUGUGGUAUAGGAAAUGAGACCAGGAUGAUAGCAGAAGAGAGAAGCAGCUUCCACAAUCCAAUCUACCCCCUUCCACUCCUGUCACAAGGACCUGGCCCCCGUUUUGCUCUAACCUACCCUGUGACUCAGGCCCUGGCCUCCUGCCUCUACCAGGCCCUUUCCUGUCUCCCGACCCAUGACCAACCCUACUCCACCCAGCUGGAGUUGGUAUCUUGCCCAAAGGACGAGGGGGAGAGGUUGCAGCUUGAGUACAGGGGGCUAGGAACCCAUGCCAGGGGUAUGGAGUGGGCAAUGGGAUGCUUGGCUAAAGGGACUUUGGGGAAAUGGUGGGUGGAGAUGGGCAGAACUGUGGUCUGUGAGAGAGAGGAAAAAGGUCAGAAAAAGAAACGGUGACAGAGGGAGACAAAUUCAAUGUGCAACUUGAGCUAAGGAGAGGGUAGACACUUGGGAGGAUGAUUCCUGGCAGUUUGAGGGGACACUGUUAGCAAUCGGAAGCAUCUUUCUUCCUCCCACUUCCAUUCUCCCCUUUCAUUGCCUUCACAUCAAAUGUAUUCUCUUUCCUUUUUUCUUGAUGAACCUGGUAUUGAGGACAAUAAAAUCUACCUGCCUCCCCAGCUGAGUAGGGAAGUGGGUUGAUUUUCUCUCCACUACUCCCCCUUUCUGCCACUUACAGGUGGAAAGAGGAAAGAAGGCAAGCCUGCAUGCACCCCUUCUUCCUAUACCCUCCAAGAUUCUAGCAUAAGGACAAUGGUAUCAAACUUGAAAGAAAAAUGGGGCUGCUAAUCCUAAUCUUUCCCUAAAGAUACUGAUGGGUCACAAAUUGACAGUUUUACAAUAUUAUGUCAUCCGCUAUGUUUAUUAAAUUUAUUUAUUUUGUUAAAUAUUUCCGCAUUUUAAUCUGGUUCUCCCGCACUGGGGAGGGGACGCAGAGAGAGGAGUGUUUUACAUGAGCACCUUGCAUCCACUCCCAACCAAUAGUGCUUCCUUUCCCC
Sarcophilus harrisii (Tasmanian devil) is the source of this 1854-nucleotide messenger RNA. RefSeq names its product lens epithelial protein (gene LENEP). Gene Ontology annotation, biological process: multicellular organism development. The record is from RefSeq and is a predicted model, not a curated record. NCBI's taxonomy places the organism in Eukaryota, Metazoa, Chordata, Mammalia, Dasyuromorphia, Dasyuridae. The transcript has 2 exons. The coding region runs from base 149 to 334 and encodes 61 amino acids.